AUGUUCAGUAAACAACCAAUAUUUUUAGAUGUUUUGUUCUGCAUUUCAUCUGCUCUCAUAGGAAUUUCUAUAACAGGAUUAUACCUGAAAAGACCAUCAGUCAUGCUUCCGGACGUUCUUUACAAAGUUGUUGUAUCCGCUUGUGCUCUUUUCAAUGCAAUUCUUGAUGCGGAUAAUGGAACUUCUGGAUCUGCUCCACGACUUUUAAUGGUUUUUAUUGCUUUGUUAUCUCAUAUCUAUGAGAAUUACUUCCUUUUUAAUGCAAUUGCGGCUUUUUAUCGGGAUCAAGAUGGUGUUGAAAAUAGAAGACCUCCGCCAAGUUAUAAUCUUUUUGCUAAAUGUCUUCCGAAACCGUCUGACAUGACUAGACAAUCAUCGGCACCGAAAUGUUCAGAAAACGAUGUUGAAAAUGGAGCAUCAACAAGCGAAUCAGACGAACCACCUCCAACUUAUGAAUUCGCAAUGGAAAAGAUUAAAGAGAAAAAGGAGAAAGAAAUGGGUGAAAUAGUUUGA
Caenorhabditis remanei is the source of this 513-nucleotide messenger RNA. RefSeq lists its product as uncharacterized. NCBI's taxonomy places the organism in Eukaryota, Metazoa, Nematoda, Chromadorea, Rhabditida, Rhabditidae. The transcript is spliced from 5 exons. The record is from RefSeq and is a predicted model, not a curated record. Bases 1 to 513 code for a protein of 170 amino acids.